This is a messenger RNA of Odobenus rosmarus divergens (Pacific walrus), 1458 nucleotides long. RefSeq names its product lactate dehydrogenase D (gene LDHD). The record is from RefSeq and is a predicted model, not a curated record. The coding region runs from base 1 to 1458 and encodes 485 amino acids. The transcript has 11 exons. Gene Ontology annotation, biological process: lactate catabolic process. Gene Ontology annotation, molecular function: D-lactate dehydrogenase (cytochrome) activity; D-lactate dehydrogenase (NAD+) activity; FAD binding. Gene Ontology annotation, cellular component: mitochondrion. NCBI's taxonomy places the organism in Eukaryota, Metazoa, Chordata, Mammalia, Carnivora, Odobenidae.
AUGGCCAGUCUGCUCCGCGCUGCUGCGACCUGGGGGCUGUUCCCCUGGAGGGGCUACUGCUCCAGGGGAACGCAGGGCGAGCUCAGCAAAGGCUUUGUGGAGGCUCUGAAGGCAGUUGUGGGGAGCCCGCACGUGUCCACCGCUGCCGCCGACUGUGAGCAGCAUGGGCACGAUGAGUCCAUGCACAGGUGCGAACCUCCAGGCGCUGUGGUGUGGCCCCAGAAUGUGGAACAGGUCAGCCGGCUGGCAGCCCUGUGCUACAGCCAAGGAGUGCCCAUCAUCCCGUUUGGCACUGGCACCGGGCUUGAGGGUGGAGUCUGUGCCGUGCAGGGCGGUGUCUGCAUCAACCUGACCCACAUGGACCGCAUCCUGAAGCUGGAUCCGGAGGACUUCUGUGUGGUGGUGGAGCCGGGCGUCACCCGCAAAACUCUCAACACCUACCUGCGGGACAGUGGCCUCUGGUUUCCUGUGGACCCAGGCGCAGACGCCUCGCUCUGCGGCAUGGUGGCCACGGCAGCCUCCGGCACCAAUGCUGUGCGCUAUGGCACGAUGCGGGACAACGUGCUCAACCUGGAGGUGGUGCUGCCUGGCGGCCGGCUGCUUCAUACCGCAGGCCCCGGCCGGCACUUCCGGAAGAGUGCAGCUGGCUACAACCUCACGGGGCUCUUUGUGGGCUCUGAGGGGACACUAGGACUCAUCACAGCUGCCACCCUGCGCCUGCACCCUGCCCCUGAGGCCACGGUGGCCGCCACCUGUGCAUUUCCCAGUGUCCAGGCAGCCAUGGACACCACUGUUCACAUCCUCCAGGCUGCGGUGCCUCUGGCCCGCAUCGAGUUUCUGGAUGAAGUCAUGAUGGAUGCCUGCAACAGGCACAGCCGGCUGACCUGCUCCGUGGCGCCCACACUCUUCCUCGAGUUCCACGGAUCUGAGCGGGCACUGGCCGAGCAGAUAGAGCGGGCAGAGGAGAUCAGCCAGCACAACGGAGCCUCCCACUUCUUCUGGGCCAAGGAGGCCGAGGAGCGCAGCCGGCUCUGGGCGGCGCGGCACAACGCCUGGUACGCUGCUCUGGCCCUGCGGCCGGGCUGCAAGGGCUAUUCCACUGAUGUGUGUGUGCCCAUCUCCCGGCUGCCGGAGAUCCUGGUGCAGACCAAGGAGGACCUGAAGGCCUCGGGACUCACAGGAACCAUUGUUGGACACGUGGGCGACGGCAAUUUCCACUGCAUCCUGCUGGUGGACCCAGAGGAUGCCGAGGAGUUGCGUAGGGUCAAGGCCUUUGGAGAACAUCUGGGCAGGCGGGCACUGGCACUCCACGGGACAUGUACUGGGGAACACGGUAUUGGGCUGGGCAAGCGGCAGCUGCUACAGGAGGAGGUGGGCGCCGUGGGCAUAGAGACCAUGCGGCAGCUGAAGGCCACGCUGGAUCCCCGAGGCCUCAUGAACCCAGGCAAGGUGCUGUGA